UGUCACGUCCUUUUAUCUAUUCUGUCAUAUACAUGUAGAUAAAAUAUUUUAUCAUCUGGUUUUGACAAGGCAAAUUUGUUUAAAAUCAGUGCUCAUCAAAUAUGGAACAAUUCAUCAAUAUAAUCCUUAUAUUGAUACUAUCAGCAAACGGAACUGCAAAACAUACCGAUGACUGUCAUGGUAAGGACUGCGUUGCCGUCAGCGAAGCAAUUCAAAAUAUUGGCAGUUACUUCGACGAUCAUCUGUGUCAUGCAUUCAAAGACGUAGACUGCGCUUAUCAUGUAUUAACAAAUGAUGAACAAAUCUGCGGAUCAGACGGAAACACUUACAGUAAUCAUUGUGUCUUCGCAAAGGCACGAUGUGUCAGAGUUCUCGACAAACACAAUUAUGUACACCACCAGCUUGUUAAUCCACUUCUAGUAGCGUCGCACGGACCAUGUGGCGCUUCAACAGUCAAUCCAUCCGCUGAAACGACAUCAAUAAAACUGACCACAGGUUCAACGGGGACUACGUCUGUAUUUACAAACGGCGGAAAUACAGUAAAGGGUACGACCGUGCCAACAACGACUGCGCAGGUGAUAUCAACAAACGCACCAGUUUCAUCAACAACCGCACCAUCUUCUCCAAGGCCUUUUACAGUUUCAACGUCGUUUACACCAUUCUCGGCAACUACAACUGUUUCAACUGCAGUACCAUCUACCACAGUAUCGACACAUAGUAUACUAGGGUCUGUCUUCUGCCAGUUCAAGGGGUCUAUUAACUGUGGCACGGAUUUAACCGUAGUCUGUGGAUCCGAUGGAAAAUUCUAUCCAAACAUGUGCGAACUCUUGAAGGCGAAAUGUGUUAAUGCAACACUUCGAGAAGUUUCAGAUUCAUCUUCCUGCAGCUUGCAUCAUUGAAGAACUUAAAUUCUAUGUAAUAUCGUGGCAUAGAACAAGUGUAAUAAAACUGGCGCUUGUCUUUA
Messenger RNA from Mercenaria mercenaria, 964 nucleotides. RefSeq lists its product as uncharacterized. NCBI's taxonomy places the organism in Eukaryota, Metazoa, Mollusca, Bivalvia, Venerida, Veneridae. The record is from RefSeq and is a predicted model, not a curated record. The transcript has 5 exons. Gene Ontology annotation, molecular function: protein binding. Bases 102 to 899 code for a protein of 265 amino acids.